Molecule: messenger RNA, 1158 nt
Organism: Ilex paraguariensis (yerba mate)
Lineage: Eukaryota; Viridiplantae; Streptophyta; Magnoliopsida; Aquifoliales; Aquifoliaceae
Source: the annotation of a GenBank genome assembly
AAUGGCUUCUUUUUAGUUUAGAAAUGUUGGAUAAUAGAUAGUCUAAGUGUCGUGCAAUGCACCUUCAAGUCUCCAAUUUCCCCUUUAAGCAAACUAGUCAGCUGAAUUAAUAUAUUCUGCAGAUUGAUCAAUCAUUCAGUAGAAAAGGAAAAUAGUAAGACUCUGGACAAUUUGGGUGCUUCGGAAAUUAUUUUUUGAGCCAAAAAUACAGAGAGAAUUGAAUCUUAUCGAUAUAAUUGAGGCCUGGGACUGAAUCCCCUAUAGAUUUUGGAGGCCCUUUUUUUUUCAAUACUCUACAACCUCAGAUUUUUUGAUCAGAACUUUUCCACCCGCAGAAUCUAAUUUUAGCAGGCUCCGAUACCACAGCAAACAACUUGACUUGGCUCCUGUCCAUAUUGUUGAACAAUAGGCACGUGAUGAAGCGUGCCCAAGAAGAGAUAGAGAUCAAAGUUGGCAAAAACAAAUGGGUAGAAGAAUCAGAUAUCAAUAAUUUGGUCUACCUUCAAGCCAUAGUUAAAGAAACAUUGCGCCUAUACCCACCAGGCCCUCUAUCAGUGCCACAUGAAGCCAUGGAAGACUGUAAUGUGGGUGGCUAUCACAUUCCAAAGGGCACUCGUUUGUUAGUCAAUGUGUGGAAGCUGCACCGAGACCCUCGGAUUUGGUCAGACCCCGAGACAUUUAUGCCAGAGAGGUUUUUGACAAACCACACAGAGGUAGAUGUUGGUGGUCAGCAGUUUGAGUACACCCCAUUUGGGUCUGGUAGACGAUCUUGCCCGGGGAUGACAUUUGCUAUGCAAGUGACACACUUGACACUUGCUCGGUUACUUCAAGGUUUCGACUUUAAGACACCAGCAGACGCCCCAGUGGACAUGACUGAAGGCCUAGGUAUUACCUUGCCUAAGGCCACUCCGGUACAUGUUCUGAUCACCCCUCGUCUUUCUUCUGAGCUCUAUGGAUAGUAGAACUAAAGGAAAAACAACUAGCUCUCGAGCUGGUCAUGUAUAUAUAUAUAUAUAUAAGAUAUGGCUGCAUAUUGUGAAUGGCUGUGUGUUAAAUCUACAAUGAUGCCAGCUCCAUGUAAAUUGAAAAUAAGUUUCUGUUGGGUUUCCUACAGAGAAGUUGAAGAAUCUCUCAUUCCUUCAUGGAUUUUAAAGAGGA